Messenger RNA from Colletotrichum phormii, 1104 nucleotides. RefSeq lists its product as uncharacterized. Bases 1 to 1104 code for a protein of 367 amino acids. Gene Ontology annotation, cellular component: U2 snRNP; nucleolus; U12-type spliceosomal complex. The transcript has 2 exons. Lineage: Eukaryota; Fungi; Ascomycota; Sordariomycetes; Glomerellales; Glomerellaceae. Gene Ontology annotation, molecular function: RNA binding. Gene Ontology annotation, biological process: positive regulation of mRNA splicing, via spliceosome. The record is from RefSeq and is a predicted model, not a curated record.
AUGGCACAGAAUAGGCAUUGGGAACAAGACAAAGAUGCGACCAUCUACAUCGGAAACAUUGACGAGCGCGCGACCCCGGCGAUGGUGUACGAGGUCAUGCUCCAGAUGGGCCCCAUCCACAACAUCCACAUGCCCCGCGACCGCGUCACCCAGAACCACCAGGGCUUCGGUUUCGUCGAGUUCAGGACGCCGGGCGACGCAGAGUACGCCGCCAACGUGAUGAACGGCAUCAAGCUCUACGGCAAGUCCUUGCGCGUCAACAAGGCCAGCGCGGACAAGCAGAAGCAGGCAGAGGUCGGCGCGGAGCUCUUCGUGGGCAACCUGGACAGCAUGGUGGACGAGAAGAUUCUUUACGACACCUUUUCGCGCUUCGGCCCGCUCGUCAACCUGCCCAAGGUCGCGAGGGAGGACAGCGGCAACUCCAAGGGCUUCGGAUUCAUCUCCUACGCCGACUUUGACAGCGCCGACGCGGCGAUUGCCAACUUGCACAUGCAGUACAUCCUCAGCAAGGAGGUCUCGGUCCAGUAUGCGUUCAAGAAGGACGGCAAGGGCGAGCGUCACGGUGACGCUGCGGAACGUGAGCUCGCCGCGCAGGCCAAGAAGAGAAACAUUGUCCCAGAGAUCCAGGCUGUACCGCCCGCGUUCCUCAAUGGCCCGCCUCCGGCCGCUGCGCCGAGUGCCCCCGCCGGAUUCGACCCCGCAAACGGCCUCCCGGUCCAAGUCCAGAACCCAGGAGCUCCCACCGGAUUCGCGCCUCCGCCGAGGGGACCAGCGCAGUACAAUGCCGCACCACCACCGCAAGGCAUGGGCGGACCGGGUAUGGGUGGGCCGGGCAUGGGACGCGGCGCAGUACUGCCUCCCGCGCCAUCUGGUCUACCUGCGCGGCCGCCACAGUCGCAAGGUGGCUACACGAACCCGGCCGACUUCCAUCCGGGCGCCCCAGGAUUCCGCCCACCCAGCGGCGGACCUCCCGCCCCGCAAGGCUUCGCUGCGCCCCCUCCCAACUUCCCCAUGCCUCCUCCGGGAGCUUCUGGGACACCACCGGCGCCGCCGGGCUUCAUGCCUCCGCCGGGCUUCAACCCCCCUGGGUUCCCCCGUCGAUGA